Messenger RNA from Striga hermonthica, 591 nucleotides. The record is from the annotation of a GenBank genome assembly. NCBI's taxonomy places the organism in Eukaryota, Viridiplantae, Streptophyta, Magnoliopsida, Lamiales, Orobanchaceae.
AUGGAUGAUGUGGCAAUUCAAGAAGGUGAGAGAUGGAUAGUGGUUGCUGCGUGUGGGUCCGAUUCGGUCAGGCAUUUGCGUGAGCUCUGUGAACAUCUGCGUGGUUUAGGGAGAUUGGGCCAUCGUCCGGUUAAUGUUGCGGUUGUGUGUACAAAAUCUGCUCUACAAAGCCUUAACUGGCCUCCCGUUUCUGCACGUGGGUUCAAGUUUUACACAGACGAUGAGCUCUUGAAAUCUAUGGGUCCCGACAAGUUAAAUUUUCCCCCCUUCUUUGGGACACUUUGGAAUCAAGCGGCUUGCUUAGUCGUUGCCCCAUUAUCGGCAAAUACAAUGGCUAAGGUAUCAAAUGGGAUGUGUGACAACCUGCUGACAUCUUUUGUAAAAUCGUGGCCUUGCGAAGGGGAACUACGCAGGCCCAUUAUCUUCUGCCCGGACGUGGGGGAAGGCAUGUGGGCCCACCCGGUAACUCAGCAACAGGUUGACACAUUGCAGGAAUGGGGUUUCGUGGUAAAACCCCAAGGCAGUGGCUUGAUGGCCGAUGUCGAGAUUAUUGCUCGACUUGUGGGGCAAGUCAUGGGAUGGAAUGAUUGA